Molecule: messenger RNA, 1286 nt
Organism: Amoebophrya sp. A25
Lineage: Eukaryota; Dinophyceae; Syndiniales; Amoebophryaceae
Source: the annotation of a GenBank genome assembly
AGCUUGGAAGAGAAUGUAGCUUCGACUCCUAGAGGCUUCAGUGCUAAAGCAAGUUUCUAGCAUAAGAACAUAGAACACACGACGUAAAAAUACUUACACAAAGCAGUAGUUUUUAUUUCGCAACAUGGUUACACACGAACCUAUUUAGUUCAACAAGAAGAACAACAUCAAGAUCAACAAAAUGACGACGUUAUCUCUCUCCUCCUGUGAGUCGCAUGGCAUGCCUGUGAUGCAGGACGUAAGGUUGAUGGGCGAAUACGAGGAGAAAAGUGCCCAGAAUUGCGAUUUCUAUAUGCACCCCGAAUUGGCACAGCGUCAUUUUGCUUGCCGCACAGGGUUGUCCAGGGAACAUGCCAAAGAAGUGCAGAGACAAGUUAAUUUUAAGAAGUGUUCUUGUACUAGAAGUAGUUUAUCAUCUCGGUAAGCAUCCUUGAGUUCUUUGAGGACCUGGUGGACGAGAGGCAUCUUCGACCUGGUGGAACUACAUGCAUGCCUCUGCUAUAACUAACUAAUGGAGAACUACGUACAAAGAUUGUUAUAUAUGCGACGCAAUACUUAAACAAAGCAGUUCAAUACAGGGGGGGGGAGGGGGGGCCGUUCGGCCCUGAGUCAUAUAUAAAUAUACGUAAACUCCUUGAGCAAGAUGAAAGAUGACUCGUACUAUAGAGGAUACUUUCCAGAUGAACCAUGUUACAUGACGUUGUCUCAUACUUUCCAGAUGAGUCAUGUACUAGGUCUCUCCCUAUGGACUAUCUCUCGCGUUAAAGAUUAGGCCAUGAACUUAUCUCUACGGGCACUAGGGACGGUGCUAUCAGGGACUCGCGGCACAUACUUACAUGAUGUACUAGUUUUAGGCAGCUACAGAGAGAUGCAGCCGAGAGUUGUGGGCAUCCGAUCUCUAAGAAUCCUGCACUAUCUUCGUCCAGCGGUCUUCUGAAAACAGGUUCCUCCAGUUCCUGGUACGGAAAAGGUAACAGUCGGGACCAUCCAUACGACGAUGACGAGUACAUCCCUCGCCAACGAGGCUCUGACGACUAUGGGAGUUCUUCAUACCGAUCGAGGAGCGUGGGCGACAACGACUCUUCAUAUUUAUGAUGAGCAUAUAUACUGUUUUUCAUUUGCUGUAAAAAGAAUGUCAACUACCCUUUGGUCUUCCUCGGUCUAUCCCACUAUUAUGAUAAGCAUAUAUGCUGCUUGAUGUUUUUUUGUUCAGUUGUCUCAACCUACCACCGCCAUCACCUCUAACCCUACAAGGGGAAAAGUAUCGUCUCGAUUACUGCACCAGA